Messenger RNA from Hydractinia symbiolongicarpus, 1977 nucleotides. RefSeq lists its product as uncharacterized. The transcript is spliced from 2 exons. NCBI's taxonomy places the organism in Eukaryota, Metazoa, Cnidaria, Hydrozoa, Anthoathecata, Hydractiniidae. The record is from RefSeq and is a predicted model, not a curated record. Gene Ontology annotation, molecular function: protein binding. The coding region runs from base 248 to 1660 and encodes 470 amino acids.
AAUAUACAGUAAAAAUUUUUAGAAAUUAAGUAACCUUGUAUUUUCAUUUGCUCCUAAACUUAGAAUGAGGAUUCUAAUUCGUAACCUGGUAGCCAAAUUCGUAAACUUAAAGUCCUUUUAUUUGAAGUCUAGGGCCCAAUGUUAAUGAAAAUGCGUAAAAUUGGAACUAAAAGUAAUGUAUUAUAUAUUUUACAAUAUUGGUUGAUUUCUGCAAUAAGACGCUUAUUUUUUUGUAAUUUUUUUAAGGAUGUUUCUUACAAAUUUGGAUGAUUACAGCAUCACGGCAAUUAUACAGCAUUUAGAUAUUACCUCGUACAAAAGUUUUCUGCAGGUCUGCAAAAGAUUGAACCAGAUAGCAAGAAAGAAUGGAAAUGUUUUACUUUGGAAACACCAAAUCCAACACGAGUUUAUUAAAUCAAUACAAGCUGGUAGUAAUCGUGACAAUAUAUCAGCAACCAUGUUUUAUAAAUACACCAUAGAUAUAGUGCUAAAAUCUUUAUUGCAGACAGCUAGAUGUAUUGAGUUCCUGUCUUCUGUUAAGUUACACAAACAGAGAGAAGGGAAUCGGCAAGAAGGGAAUUUAAACAGUGAAAAUGAUAUGAAUGAAAGUAAUAGUAAGCUAUCCCUUGCUUUAAUUGACUUGCUGCGUGAAGCAGUGUUCUGUGAAACAGCUGGAAUGAAAUCGUUAUGUGAUAUUGGCUAUAAUACUGGUAUGAAAAUAAACAACUGGUAUAUGUAUCAUACAGCAUGCGAUACUCUUGUUUACAUAUGUAAUGUGGAGCAUCCAGAACAACAUGUGAAUGGAAAGAAUGAAAAUGCAAUAAUUGGGAUUGUUCAUAAUGAAGUUAAGCAUUCUACAAAAGUGUAUUGUUAUAAUGUAACGCAGAUUGAUUGGUAUGUUUAUGAAAUAAGUGAUGCAAAGUUUUCGAAGUCUAAAGAUGUAUUAAAACCUGCGUGCUGUGAAAUUCAGAAGCUCUUUCCAAAUAUAGAAGUAUCCCCCGAUCUGUUGAUAGCGCUGGGAAAUAUUGAUUUAGCUCAAGUCUCUGUUCAAAAAAAUAAACCGAACUUGUUUGCUAGCGCAGAAGAAAUUUGCAAUAUCAAAACCAACUUCAGUAAAGAUUUUUCAUUUCUUCCUGAAGAAACAAUGAAGUUGAUGAGUACCUUUGUGUCCAACUUGAAGAUAUUCUGCAAUGUUGCACCUUUCAAAAAGGUGGAACGUUUUUUAGAGUGCUUAAUUGAAUCGAUUGCUCCAUUUUUCAAGACAUUUGCUGUAUUCGGGUAUGGAGAAUUGUUAGCUUACUUGCCGCUCACCGAAAAAAUGUUAUUACAUGUAGAUAUAUGUAGUAGAUGUUAUAAAGAUGGAGAAGAGUGUAUAGACAUGUCACUUAAUAACAAUAAACUAAGGCUAACUUUACAUUGCACGAUACCAACAUGGCUUCAUAUUUUCCAAGAAAAUAAUCUUAAUAUAACCUGGACAGAUAGUUUUUCUCAAGAUUCUGAAAACGAAGAAAAAUUGAUUCUAUUAUUUGAAGAAUUUGUUUCUGAAAACUUUUCUUCAGAAGAAGUGGUGAACAUCCCUGUAUUGAAUUUAAGAUUCAUUGAGAGGUUUAUACAGUUAUUGUUCUCGAAAGAUGUGCCCGAAAAUUUGCAAAGAAUGUAGUUUUUUUCAUUGGAAAUAUUUCUGCAGUUUACGUUUUUUUUAAUGCAAAAAUUGUGAAAAAAAUAAGAAGUGAAAAUAAGAGCAAAGAAUAUAUAAAGAAGUUCAUUUUUUAGGUGAAAAGAAAACACACUUCUUUCUCAACUUAACCACAACACAGAAGUUAUGUAAUUUUUUUGACAUUCUGUAUUAUCUGCUAAGAAAGAAAGCAGACACUGCUGUAUUUUUUUAAAAAUUUGGUACUCUAUUGAUAUUUGUUAAUUUUUUAAUUUUUUGCGAACACGUGCACAGAAACGUAGAGGAUCAUGGUAUUUCGUCAA